UUAUAGGCCAACACUAUCCACUUGCAAUGUAAUACACACCUAUGACUCGACCCUCUGGGUCGUCUUCUAUCGAUGGAAGCCAUGGAAUCACUUUGGCUGGGCUGUUCGUUCAAUGAUCAAGGUAUCUCAGGUAAAUCUUGGGCGUGGGCCGGUGUUCGUUCUCAUUCGUUGGCACAACAACGUGUAUCUCUUUUUGGAGCUCGUAACUCUUGACUGGAGUGCAUCCGAGAGAGCCACGGUGCCAAUGGGUGGGUUCGUUCUGAGAUUAUACGGUCAAAACUUGAUCUGGAUAAUACCAGCGAAAGGAUCAUGCCUUCCCUCUGUCCUGUGUUGUCCACGUCCGUGGAAUAGCUAACCAGUUACAGACUCAAAAUGUCUCCCCCAGCUGCCAUCUUUGAGCCCGCUGUGGCCCCAUCUCCCACCAUCAGGGCCAAGGUUGUGGUCCCUGAGACUGUUCCUGCCUCUGGAACCUCCCAGACUCACCUCCUUGACCAUUUCGGUGGCAAGUGGGAUGACUUCAAGUUCGCUCCUAUCAGGGAGAGCCAGGUCUCUCGUGCUAUGACCAGACGCUACUUCCAGGAUCUGGACAAGUAUGCCGAGAGCGACAUUGUCAUUGUCGGUGCUGGCUCCUGUGGUCUGAGCACUGCGUACGUGCUUGCCAAAGCUCGUCCUGACUUGAAGAUUGCUAUCAUCGAGGCCUCGGUCUCUCCUGGUGGUGGUGCCUGGCUCGGAGGCCAGCUUUUCUCUGCCAUGAUCCUCCGCCGUCCUGCUGAGGUCUUCCUCAAUGAGGUUGGCGUGCCCUACGAAGAAGACCCGGCGAACCCCAACUACGUCGUCGUCAAGCACGCCUCUCUCUUCACCUCCACCUUGAUGUCCAAGGUCCUCUCCUUCCCCAACGUCAAGCUCUUCAAUGCCACCGCUGUUGAGGACCUGGUCACCCGGCCCUCCGCUAGCGGUGACGCCAAGGACACCCAGAUUGCCGGCGUGGUCGUCAACUGGACCCUCGUCACCCUCCACCACGACGACCACUCUUGCAUGGACCCCAACACCAUCAAUGCGCCCCUGGUCAUCAGCACGACCGGUCACGAUGGCCCCUUUGGUGCCUUCUGCGCGAAGAGACUCGUGUCGAUGAACACCGUUGACAAGCUCGGUGGCAUGCGCGGUCUUGACAUGAACUCCGCCGAGGACGCUAUUGUCAAGAACACCCGUGAGGUCGCCAAGGGUCUGAUCAUCGGUGGAAUGGAGCUGUCUGAGAUCGACGGCUUCAACCGUAUGGGGCCUACCUUUGGCGCCAUGGUGCUCAGCGGUGUCAAGGCUGCCGAGGAGGCCCUUAAGGUCUUUGAUGAGCGUCAGCGCCAGUGUGCCGAGUGAACGGCUGCUGUGAAUGCUGGAUGCAAUGCAAUUUGGUGAUGGAUGGAUUUCCAUUUCACUCUUUCAUGACAUGGAUUGAUCACGAAUAGUCUCAAAAAUGACACUCAAUUGAACUCUUU
Aspergillus novofumigatus IBT 16806 is the source of this 1490-nucleotide messenger RNA. It is a transcript of the gene thiA, whose product is annotated as thiamine thiazole synthase. NCBI's taxonomy places the organism in Eukaryota, Fungi, Ascomycota, Eurotiomycetes, Eurotiales, Aspergillaceae. Bases 373 to 1371 code for a protein of 332 amino acids. The transcript has 2 exons. Gene Ontology annotation, biological process: thiamine biosynthetic process. The record is from RefSeq and is a predicted model, not a curated record.